Cryptococcus deneoformans JEC21 is the source of this 1037-nucleotide messenger RNA. RefSeq lists its product as hypothetical. NCBI's taxonomy places the organism in Eukaryota, Fungi, Basidiomycota, Tremellomycetes, Tremellales, Cryptococcaceae. The record is from RefSeq and is a predicted model, not a curated record. Bases 395 to 952 code for a protein of 185 amino acids. The transcript is spliced from 4 exons.
AUAGCUUUGUUCACAAUUUAACCCAUAUCUAACCCAUAUCUUCUUCGGCCAGUAUCCCGUUUCCGGUCGGCUUCGGGGGCGGUGUCGUUGGCAUCUACCUCUUCAGUGCUAAUCCAUCGUUCCUGUGUCACUAGCCCCCGGUAAAAGUCAGCAGAUAUCAAACAAAGGACCUCUUGUGGGUGCAGUACUAACGUUACCGGUCAUUUUCAUAAGAUCAGAAGUCGAUGAGGCGAUGAAGGAGAAUUGGUAUAAUAAGGAGUCACGGAUAGAACCAGAAAGACCAUCUUAUUACUGUCCAAGAACCAGUCCUGCAGCAACAGUAACUUCUUCCAACUACCACGGACAGUAGCAACGAGCUAGGUACUAUCGAACCCCGAUAAUUUUCAACGUCAUCAUGGUGGCUAUCAUCGCGCUCCUCUCCUUGUUAUUGACCUCUACUUUCAUCUCUUCGGCACCUGCAUCAGCGGCAACUGAGGUACAAGAUCCUUCUCCCGGCAAUGGUCGUCGUAUUAGACCUUACGGGCGCUCUGAUCUCUGUAUAAUGGUCGGCAACGGUUACGCCGCCUAUGGUGCGGCUGUGAACAUCGCCUAUUGCCAACCCAAUGAAGCUACCUGGGCCCCUUUGCAGCUCUGGAACGUCACGAACGACUCUAUUGGGCCUAUCUCUCUCCAAAACAAGAUUGGCGACAUGUGUCUCUCUGCGGGUGAUAACCCUGUUUCUGGGUCCAGUUUAACCCUCGACCAUUGCGGAAACGGGCAAAAACAGACAUGGAACUAUAGUGCCCAGGACAAGAUCCAGCUCGACUCCACUGACCUCUGCCUCGACGUGAAGGAAGGAUCAGGGCAGAUUAAUCAAAAUCCCUAUGUCAUUGUGAAGGAGCUUCAGGUUUGGGAGUGUGCCGACAACAAUGACAAUCAGGUAUUCUUCGAGCUUCCUUACCCUAACAAUUAAGACAGAACAGCUUUCGAAAAUAUUUACAAAGAUAUGGCAGACUGUAGUGUCCAUAUCAUACAUAUGCAUCAUGUAUUAAUUUUGU